Prorocentrum cordatum is the source of this 3181-nucleotide messenger RNA. Lineage: Eukaryota; Dinophyceae; Prorocentrales; Prorocentraceae. The record is from the annotation of a GenBank genome assembly.
AGGCGCUGCCGCCCCGGCAGAAGGCGCCGCUCGAGAUGCAGCUGGGCCUCCCUCCCGAGGAUGCAGGUGGGGCAGGGGCCGCCACGGGAAGCAGCACCGAGGAGGAGGGGGGCGCCGCCGGGGAGAAUGGUACUGAGGAUGCGACUCAUGAGAAUCGAAUGCCACAGGCGCAGAUGCUGCCAAGGAGAACGUCACCGAUGGCUUGGCACCCGAGAAGGAGACGGACGCAGCUGCGAAAGUUGGGACCAAUGCCACCGAGGGCGAGAAGCAGGACGUUGGUGAGGCAGAGGUUGCCACGCAGAAUGGCAACGAGGAGGAUGAGGAGGAGGAGGAGGAGGAGGAGGAGGAGGAGGAGGAGGACAAGGAGGAGACAGGGGCUGCCAAAUGGAAUUACACCGAGGAGGAGGAGGAGGCUGCCGAACAGAAUGCCACCGAGGAGACGUUUAGCGAGAAUGCUACCAGGAUAGAGACUGCCCAAGAGAACGCCUCGAAUGACUUGGCUCCCAAGGGCACAGCUGAGGACAAUGCCACCGAGGAUCUGGAGGCUGCUAAAGAUACUGUCUCCGAGAAGACGAUUACCGAGAAUGUUAUAGGGGCAGGUGCCCCCAAGCAGAACGCCACCAGCGCUUUGGCACCCGAUGAAGACAUGGCGGACCAGGCUCUGAGAAUUGAGGACAAUGCCACCGAGGACGAGGAGGCUGCGAACGAUAAUGCCACCGCGCAGACGGCUACCGAGAAUGCCACCGAGACAGAGGCCGUCAAGGAGAACACCACCAGUGAGUUGUCCUCAGAGAACACGUCGGACGUGGUGUUGAAGACUGAGGGCAAUACCACCGAGGAGAAGGAGGAGUCUGCUAAAGAUAAUGUCUUCGAAGGGACAGUUACCGAGAAUGUUACAAGGACAGGGGCCACCAAACCGAACGCGACCAGCGGCUUGACACCCGGCGCAGACAUAGCGGACGUGGCGGAGAAAAUUGUUGACAAUGCCACCGAGUACGAGGACGAUGCGAAAGAUAAUGCCACCACGCAGCCGGCUACCGAGAAUGCCACCGAGGUAGAGGUUGUUAAGACGAACUCCACCAGUGAGUUGCUCCCCGAGAACACGUCGGACGUGGGGCUGAAAAUUGAGGACAAUGCCACCGAGGACGAGAGGCAGGAGGCUGUUGAAACAGAGGCUGUCACUGAGGAUGCAACCGAGGAGGAGGAGGAGGAGGAGGAGGAGGAGGAGAAGGCGCAGGAGAAGGGUGAGGAGGAACAGGAGUCAGGCACUGCCCAAGAGAAUGCCUCCGAGGAGGAUGCGAAAGACAAUACCACCGCGCAGACGGUUACCGAGAAUGCCACCGGGACAGAGGCCGCCAAGGAGAACACCACCAGUGAGCUGGCGCCCGGGAACACGUCGGACGUGGCGCUGAGAACGGAGUCCAAUGCCACCGAGGAGAAGCAGGAGGUUGCUGAAGAUAACGGCUCCGCGGGGACCGUGACUGGAAAUGGUACAGGGGCAGGGGGCACCACACAGAACGCUACCAGCAGCUUGGCACCUGACGAAGCCAGGGCGGACGCGGCUCUCAAAACUCAGGACAAUGCCACCGAGUACGAGGAGGAUGCGAAAGACAAUACCACCGCGCAGACGGUUACCGAGAAUGCCACCGGGACAGAGGCCGCCAAGGAGAACACCACCAGUGAGCUGGCGCCCGGGAACACGUCGGACGUGGCGCUGAAAACGGAGUCCAAUGCCACCGAGGAGAAGCAGGAGGUUGCUGAAGAUAACGGCUCCGCGGGGACCGUGACUGGAAAUGGUACAGGGGCAGGGGGCACCACACAGAACGCUACCAGCGGCUUGGCACCUGACGAAGCCAGGGCGGACGCGGCUCUGAAAACUCAGGACAAUGCCAUCGAGUACGAGGAGGAUGCGAAAGACAAUACCACCGCGCAGACGGUUACCGAGAAUGCCACCGGGACAGAGGCCGCCAAGGAGAACACCACCAGUGAGCUGGCGCCCGGGAACACGUCGGACGUGGCGCUGAAAACGGAGUCCAAUACCACCGAGGAGAAGCAGGAGGUUGCUGAAGAUAACGGCUCCGCGGGGACCGUGACUGGAAAUGGUACAGGGGCAGGGGGCACCACACAGAACGCUACCAGCAGCUUGGCACCUGACAAAGCCAGGGCGGACGCGGCUCUCAAAACUCAGGACAAUGCCACCAUGGUCGAAGAUACUGCGAACGAGAAUGCCACCAAGACAGAUGCCGCCAAGGAGAACACCACCAGUGAGUUGGUCCCCGAGAGCACGUCGGGCGUGGCGUUGAAAACGGAGCACAAUGCCUCCGAGGGCGAGAAGCAGGAUGUUGAUGAGGCAGACGCUGCAAAGCAUAAUGCCGCUGAGGAGGAGGAGGAGGCAGAGGAGGCGGCAAUGCAGGCGGAGGAAGACGAGAAGGAGGAGCAGACUGCCGAAGACAAUGCCACCGGGCAGACGGUUGCCAAGAAUGCCACCGAGUCAGAAGCCGCCAAGGAGAACACCAGCGAGGGCAAGGCCAUCGAGGGCGAGAAGCAGGAUGCUGCUGAGGCAGAGGAAGACGAGCAGAAUGAUGCGGAUGAGGGAGAAGAGGAGGAGGCGGCAGAGGAGGAGGAAGACGAGGAGGAAGAGGAGGCAGGCGAUGUGCACGAGAAUGCCACAGAGAAUGCCACAGAGAAUGCCACGGAGAAUGCCACGAAAGAGGCGGGGGCUCCUGAGCAGGCCGCCUCGGCCCAGGAGGCAGCUGCCGAUGUGCUCAUGGUGGUGAACAUCUCGCUGAGCGGCUCCGCAGAGGAGUGGAGGCGCCUGAAGGUGGAUGCGCGGGAGUGGCUGCGCCGGAGCACCUCCCCGGAGGAGAGCGCCGCGCGCCCCGCCGCGCCGCCGGCCGAGGGGCACGGCGCGUAGGCGCGGCAUCGUUCAACCGAUCCGUCGUGCCCACAAGGGCGAUGACGACAGCGUUGGCGCUGAAGGGCCGGCCCCGCCCGGCGCGCGGGGCGGCGCGAACGCCCCGCCGGGCGUGCGCCCGGCCGCUGGGGUUCGCCAGGGCGGCGCACCGUUGCGGCUGGGGCUCCAGGCCUCUCCGGCGGGGCCGCCAGUGGCGGGCCUUGGGCGAACGCGACCGCACGCCGAGGCACUGCCCCAGACUCAAAACAGUGCCCUUCGCUUGCUUCG